Mixia osmundae IAM 14324 is the source of this 1461-nucleotide messenger RNA. RefSeq lists its product as uncharacterized. Bases 1 to 1461 code for a protein of 486 amino acids. NCBI's taxonomy places the organism in Eukaryota, Fungi, Basidiomycota, Mixiomycetes, Mixiales, Mixiaceae. Gene Ontology annotation, molecular function: transmembrane transporter activity. Gene Ontology annotation, cellular component: membrane. The record is from RefSeq and is a predicted model, not a curated record. The transcript has 2 exons. Gene Ontology annotation, biological process: transmembrane transport.
AUGAAGAGGGCUGUGAGAUGGUUCCGCUUCGGUGCGGCCAAUUAUGCUCUGUUUCUGGGCGGCGCAGACGUUGCUGUCAUGGGCGCUAUGCUGUCGAGCUUGCAAGAAGUCUAUAGCCUCACACAUGAGGGCGUGAGCCGGAUAUUUAUCGGUCAAGCGGCUGGUUUCAUCGUCGCAUCCAUUGCCUCGUCAUUCGUCCUCGAUCGCGUCGGUCUCGGCUGGACGCUUGCGAUUGGAGCAACGAUACAGACGACAGGGUAUAUUGUCCUGGCUCUCAGACCGGCCUUCUGGAUCUUCGUGGCUGGUGAAGCGCUCAUUGGGGCUGGCAUAUCCGUUCAGGAUGCUCAGACAACCGCAUGGGCUGCCGGCGCAUCAGGCAACCCAUCUCGAGCUAUAUCGACGCUGUAUGCAAGCUAUGGACUCGGUGCAGUCGUCGCGCCUUUUGCAGCGCAAGCUAUUGGUCUCCGCAAGAUCAACCACAUUUACUCGCUUUUCGCCCUGCUGAACGCAAUCAAUCUCUUCACAUUGGCUGGGGCAUUUGUAGCUAACAAUGGCUAUACAACUCACUCGCAAGACCAGCUGCGCGAAUUUGCUGGUAGAUGCCGACGAACGGACUCUUCUCGCGGCAAGUUGCGACUGCCACAAACUCCGCAGACGACAGCUUCUUGCUCUACUGAUCCCCCAGUCUACUGCGUCUCGCCUAGACCAUCAUCAGCCAGCGCUAUUCCGACAUCAAUGAAAGAAUACCGUGCUGCUCAAAGCAGAGCAUGCGGCGGAUGCGUAGAAUUUGACUCACACACCUGGCUUGAAACACCGCCAGCCAACAAGCUCGGCACCGUCUUGACAAACCCGUAUAUCUGGCGCGCUGCUGCUUUCCUCGGCAUCAGCGUCGGCGUCAAUGCUGCAAUUGGCUCUUGGAUUGUUCCAUUCUUGAGCGAAGUCAAACAUCUAGAUCAGGGCGAGCUGCCCAUCGCAAUCCUGUGGUCAGGUGUCACCAUGGGCAGACUGCUACUGCCGCCAAUCUCGGCCAGGAUGGGCGAAAGAUGCGCCGUCUUUGUGUACCUCGCUAGCCUUGGCGGAUGCCAAGUCAUUUUGUUGACGAGCAACAAAAAGCAGCUCAUCGACGCUGUUUUAUUUCUACAAGGCCUCCUACUUAGCCCUCUCUACCCGAUAGCGCUCAGUCUGAUUACCGGAAGCUUGCCGAAGGCCUUACACAGUGCAGCGGUUGGCUUCUUAGCAGCUUUCGCAAUGUCGAUGUCUGUUGCUUUCCCAUAUCUCGUCGGUCUUUCCACCACAACGCUCGGGCUGAUCGUGCUUCAACCGUUUGUGCUCAUCAUGUUGACAUCACUGGCGCUGCUCUGGGCUUUCGAAGCAAGGACGGUCCUGUGCAGUCGCCUGAGCAGCUGCGAAGAACAUAGUUCAACGAGUUGGCGCAGCGACAAGUCAGAGCGGACGCAAUAG